This is a messenger RNA of Parastagonospora nodorum SN15, 93 nucleotides long. RefSeq lists its product as hypothetical. The coding region runs from base 1 to 93 and encodes 30 amino acids. The transcript has a single exon. Lineage: Eukaryota; Fungi; Ascomycota; Dothideomycetes; Pleosporales; Phaeosphaeriaceae. The record is from RefSeq and is a predicted model, not a curated record.
AUGAACUGGCCCAUGAAGGUCGCUUCGGAAGACCUUACGCAUGAGGGUAGACUGGUGAUGGUGUUGGUGCGGCCGACCCUGGGGCCUCAAUAA